AUGCGCAACGCCAAGUUGGCCGGCGCGUCGGCCGCCGUAGUGUACCUGGCUGGAGGGGUCGAGGGCGACCAGUAUUGGCAGCUGCUGAGCCUGGGGCCCCCGGAGCAGGUGGCCGCCAUCCCAGCCGUCUUCGUCGGCGCGAGUGCCGCAGACGACAUGCUUGCCCUUUUGGCAUGGGCGCCGGGCAGGAGAGUGCACGCUCUGGUUGGGGCGGGCAAUCGCACUACAGUCACCCUGGCACAGCGGGUCGACCCCCGCCCGAGGAGGACGGCCGUGCUGUCGGGCACGAGCCAGCAGGUCAUCGCCCGCUGGGACGCCGCGGUCGCCGGCCUCGGGGACGGCGGCUUGCUGCAGGCCCUCUUUCUGGGGACCGGGGUCAAUGCAGUGGUGGAGGGCUGCAUCUUCAGGGGUGACGGCGCCGCGCCCCGAGCCCAAACGGGAUUUGAUGCGGCCCCCGCCGCCGGCGCCCCCGGCGGCGCCGCCGUCGCCGGCGGCCCGGGCAGCGUGCUGCGCGUGUCGGGCAGCGAGUUUGUCGGCAAUCGCCGAGGGGCCGUGGCAUUUUCGGGCUCUGACAUAUCGCUGGAGCGCUGCCGGUUCCACCACCACCCGCGGGGCGCCGUCCUGCUGACCGGCGGCGCAGCGCAGCAGGCCCACAUCGCACGUUGCGAGUUCCUGAACUGCACCUACGACGGCGGCGGCGGCGCGGUGCGGGCGGCCGGGCGCAGCGUUUCGCUGUCGCUCGUCGACUCCGCCUUUGUCGCCUGCUCCGCCGGCACGCGCGGCGCGGGCGGGGCGGUGCAUUUCGGGGGAGGCGGCGGCAGCAGCAGCAGCAGCAGCAGCAGCAGCAGCAGCAGCAGUGGCGGCGGCGGCGGCGGCGUGCUCGCCAUUCGCGGCGGCUCCUUUGAGGGUAACGCGGCGGCCCUGGGCGGCGCAGUGUUUGUGGGCGGCGACGGCUGGCUGCGGGAGCUCAGGGGAAGCAGCUUCCUGGGCAAUCGGGCGGCGGUGGCGGGCGGCGGCCUCAUGGCGCGCGGAAUCAGCAGCAGCGACUGCUGGCGCCUGAAGGGGGGCCCUGCAGACAGCGGCGGCGCCGACGCGAGCUGCGACGUCUUUGUCAGCGCUGUGCACGUCGCAGGCAAUGCGGCCGCCGACGCCGGCGGAUUCCACUUCGAAUGGGAUGCGACCCACAUCUUGCGGGUCCUCGACAGCCGAUUUGUUGGCAACCAGGCCCACGGCCGCGCCCCGCCAGACGCCGCGGCGAUCUGGGCCGCGCACCUGCCCAGAGCAUCCGUCCUGCGGCGCGCUUGCGAGCCCUCUAAGGUUUCAUCGCAGGGGCCUGGUCCGCAGCCGGCCUCCGGCUUUGGCGGCGCCCUGGGUCUGACGCUGCUCGGUGACGCGGUCGCAUACAUUCAGGGCUCGUCCUUCGAGCACAACUGGGCGGCCGGCGGCGGCGGCGGCGUGCACGCCUGCAGCCUUGCCCCGAGCGCUCCCAAGUGGAACACGCUCGUCAUGCACAAGACGUCCCUGAACAGGAACCGGGCCGGGGGCGCGGCUGCGGGCGUGCCCCCCGAUGACGUCAGCGGCAAUGAGGCGGCCGCCGGUGACGGCGGGGCGCUCGCGCUGUCUGGGGCGGGCUCCGCGUUCAUGUUGCUGGACCUGAUUGCGGACGGCGACGCCGCGCCGCGCGGGGGCGGGGCGGUGAUGGAUACGAUGAUGUCAGACCCCAGCACGCAGCAGCUGCUGCUGUCGCGCAUGCCGCCCCACAUGCGGCGGCCCGAGGUCCUCAGGGCAAUGAUGGCCAACCCGGAGGUGCGCCAGCGCAUCUCCGCGCUGGCGCAGCAGACGGGCCUGCACCAGGUGAUGGGCGGCCUGCAGGCGGACCGAGUGGCGGCCGGCAUCGACGCAUCACGCAAGGCGGGGAUGGACCCAGGCGUCCUGUUUGGCCGCUUUAUGUCGUCCCCCAGCCUGGCGGCAAAACUUAAAGACCCCCGGGUGCUCUCCGCGCUGAUGGACGUGGUCAGCAACGGGCCCGAGGCCCUGGGCAAGUACUCUGGCGACAAAGCCAUCGUGGAGGCCUGGAACGAGGCCGCGGAAAUCCUGGAGCAGCAGCAAAAUGCGGAGCAGCAGCAGCAGCAGCAGCAGCAGCCGGCGGGCGGCGGCGGCGCGAUCGGCACGCCGCCGUCGAGCGCGCCGGGCGAGGCCGGCGGCGGCGGGGACGCGAUGCAGGCCGCGGAGCGGGCGCUGGGCGUGCGGCCCGAGGAGCUUGUGGCGCGCGCGCUGGCGCGGCCGGAGCUGCUGCGGCAGGUGCAGGACCCGGAAGUGCAGCAGGCGCUGGUCGAGAUCACCAAGAGCCCGUGGAAGGUGGUCAAGUACCUGCUCAACGCCAAAGUCAUGGGGGCGCUCAAGAGCUACCGCAAGAGCGUCGUGGCCGCCAGGCGCGCAGAGCAGGGGAAGAGGUCCGGCCUGACGGAGGAGCAGAAGCAGGAGAUUCGGGAGGCGUUUGACCUCUUUGACACCGAUGGCAGCGGCACCAUCGACGCCAAGGAGCUCAAGGUCGCCAUGCGGGCGCUCGGCUUUGAGCCCAAGAAGGAGGAGAUCAAGAAGAUGAUUGCGGACAUUGACAAGGACGGCAGCGGCACCAUCGACUUCGAGGAGUUCCUACAAAUGAUGACAGCCAAGAUGGGCGAGCGGGACUCGCGGGAGGAGAUCCUGAAGGCCUUCAAGCUGUUUGACGACGACAACACAGGCCGCAUCACGUUCAAAAACCUCAAGCGUGUGGCCAAGGAGCUGGGGGAGAACCUGACCGAUGAGGAGAUCCAGGAGAUGAUUGACGAGGCCGACAGGAAUGGCGACGGCGAGGUGGACGAGGAGGAGUUCAUGCGCAUCAUGGCCAUGUUUGGCAAGGGCCAAGAGGAUCUGACUCGCCCUGAAGAGGUUGAGCUGAAACAGCUGGCGGGGAGGGGCGACCAGGAUGGCACGGUCGAUCUCGACGCUGCCAGCAACGUAAAUCGCCCAGGCCGCGAGCCUGCUACCGGGCUGGAGAGCGUGGCGGCGCUGGUCGAGCCGGACGAGGCUGGGCCGCGUAGCGAGCGCGGAAUCCAGGAGCGCCCGCCCUCGCCUGGGCAGUUCGAUGGAGACGGGAGGGCCCUGUAA
Monoraphidium neglectum is the source of this 3150-nucleotide messenger RNA. RefSeq names its product Caltractin. The transcript is spliced from 18 exons. Gene Ontology annotation, cellular component: centrosome; centriole. The coding region runs from base 1 to 3150 and encodes 1049 amino acids. NCBI's taxonomy places the organism in Eukaryota, Viridiplantae, Chlorophyta, Chlorophyceae, Sphaeropleales, Selenastraceae. Gene Ontology annotation, biological process: centriole replication; mitotic cell cycle. The record is from RefSeq and is a predicted model, not a curated record. Gene Ontology annotation, molecular function: calcium ion binding.